GGAUGGCCUCCUAAAUAUAUGAACAAUUAGUCGCAGCAUAUACCAAUACAGAUAAUUAAGUUAGAAUUUAAGCUGAAAAAUCAUUAGUGAAUUCUUUGUAGGAAAACUAUUAGAAUUUUUAAUUUAUUGCUUAAUUAGCAGAAUAAUAAGAUAAAAGUAUAUAUUUAUUAUUUAUAGAUAGUGUAAGAAUAGGCUUGUAAUUUAUUGAAUACAGUAGUUAUGAAAAUGCUAAAUAAAAAUACAAGUAAUAAAAAGUUUAUAAUAUUAGAUUUAUUAACAAUCCAACAUGCUACUUCUUUAAUUUCUAUAGUUACUUCAUAGAAAACGCCUUUAAAAUAUAAGCAAUCUCUCAUUUAAUCAUUAAGUUAGAUGUUAAGAAAAGAUAAAAGUAUAAUUAUCAAUUUAAUUUAGGUGUAAAGACAGAAAUCGAGAAUAAAAUGAAAGAAUAUAUAUAAGGAGACUAAUAAUGGCAAAUAUAAACUGGAAUUUUAUUUUUUAAGAUUUUGGUGGAUUCUGUUGAACUUUAGAAUUUUUCAAAUUAUCCAAAUGCUAUGCCAAUAAGUUAUGAUUGGAUUACAGAAUAUUUUAAUAAAUGCGUUUUAAUUAUGGCUGUUCUAUAAGAUUAACCAAAAGAAUUAUCAGAGGAAUUUAUUAUUACAAUGAAAUACUUUGCUUAAUCAAUAUAGGAUUUAUGUGACAAAAUAUAAUAAUAAUCUAAUGUCUCAAGAGAACCAAUACAACCAAUUUUAAAUAUUCUAUUUUCAUUAAAUUCAUUUUCUGGUUCCUUAAUUUUAUUACUUUAAUAUUCUCCUUAAUUAGGACAAUAAAUUUUAAAUUCUAUAAUUAUUAAUACUGGUAAUAAGAUAUUUGAUGACAAAAUGAAUGAAAUUAAAUUUUAUAUAUUGAAAUCUUAUAUGAUAACCUUUUAAAUAUUGCUUAAUACUCGUAAUAAGACUGAAGUUAAAAAAGGAUCAUUUGGUCCUUAUAUUAAUCCAAUUACUCAACUUCUCCUAUAUUCUAUAUUGACUUAUACAAACAGCGAGUAAACUAGUGCAAUAUUAAAGUAAAUUUAAAUAAAUAUUAUUAGUAAGCCCUAUUUAAAAAAUGUCAUUACAUAUAUUCUUAAAUUGUUAGCAAAUUUAGGAUAAUAGACAGAACAAUAUUAAUUAUUUUCAGAUUCUAAAGUGGCUUUAAUAACAGAGGUAAUAUAUCCUUAUUUAAUUACAUCUUAAAAUGAAUACAUUAAAAUGAAAGAAGAACCUGAAGACUUUGUUAAUUUAGCUCUUGAUACUGUUGAUAAAUAAGAAUCAGACAUACCUAAAACAGCUGCAGCAUAAUUGUUAGAAACUUUAUGUGAUCAUAUAGAUGGAUCUACAACAUUCUUGGCUAAUCUUGCUAUUAUUCUAUCAUAACAUUCAAUCAAUAGUAUAUCAAAUAAACCUGUUCCAUUGAAAGAUUAAUAAUAAACAUUUAUUUAAGCGAUGUCGGAAAAGUAAAUUAUUUUUUUAAUAAUAGAAAACUAUUUACUGAAUAUAACGCUGUAGAUAGACUUGAAAGUAGUUUAAUUGUACUAACAAUAAUGAGUUAUUUAAUUUAAAAGAGAUUUGAUAUAGUGAAUUUGAUGGAAUAACUUUUAGUUGAUAACUCAUCAUUUUUCUAAAAUAUUUAACAUUAGAUAAUAAAAGUAAGAUUUUCGUUAUUUUUUGGUUACUACUGUGAUAAUUUAUUUAAAAAGGAUAUAUAAUCUUAGAGUAUGCUAAUGUAUUUAUAAAUUUUAAUAAAUUUUGUUGAACCAACAGAGCCUGUAGUAUUGUAUUAAGCAAUAGAUGCAUUAAAAGAUGUGUUUGAAGAUGAGGAAUUGAAAGAAAAAACCAAAAAUUUAGUGGGAAUAGUAUUUCCAUAAUUAUGUAAUGGUUUGAAAUUUAGUAUAUAUGAGAGACAUUUUGAAAUGAUAACAAAUCUGGUAAAAAAGUAUCCAUAAGUAUUUCUAUAAAAAGAAUAGUUAUUAAUUGGAUUAGUGUAAAUUUUAGUUUAAAGAAUAAUAUAUGAAUAAGAAUAAAUAAAUUAAGGAGAUAAUCAAAGACAUAUUUAUUUAAAUAGAUGUUGGAAUAUAAUUAGAUAAUUGGGAGAUCAGGAUGAAUUUAAACACUUAUUAAUUACAUUAGAAUAAAACAUAACUUAACUCUAUUAAAUGUUAGCUACUUGUGAGAAAAUAGAUUUUGAUGAGGAUUUGAUAUUAUUUAUAUCUUUGUGUAUAUAAAAGUUAUCAUUUGUAACACCAUUGUAAAUGUAAGUGUUACCACUUUUUUAGAAUGUUAUAUAGAAGUAACAUGGUAGAUUAGGUAAUUUAUAUGAGACUUUAAAUUAUUAUAUUCAUUAUGGUAGAAGUAAUUUUGUGGAUGAAAGAUAUUAAUAAAUAUUUUUUAAUUUAGCUUUUUAACAUUUACAAUCUGAUUCAUUAAUUGAAGAUAUUGAAUAAGCUGAAGGAGCAUUAUUAAUUUAAUUAGGAAUUCAAGAACUUAAAUAAGAUUUGAAGUAACCUAUUUUAGAAACAAUAUUAAAUUAAACAGUCGCAAUGAUAUCUAAGAAAGAAUUAAAUGGUCUAUUAAGAUCUAGAAUAACUGGAAUUAUAUUAAGUGCAUUAUAUGCUGUACCAAAAUUGACUUUUGAAAUAUUAGCAGGAAUGUUUUCAGCUGUUUAUAAUUAAGUUCUUGAUACUUAAUAUUCUCCAGGUUAUGACAUUAAAUUAUUUGUUAUUACUAUGUCAUCAUUAAUUAAUAAAUAACCUAGUUUAUUAACAUCUAAAUUAAUUACUACAGUUGUCAAUAAUUUAUUUUAAUAAGACUAAUAUGAAAAAGAGAUUGAAAAAAAGAAAUUAAAUAGGUAUUUUACAUUUUUAUUGGUUUAGAUCUUUUGAUGGAGAAGAUUUUGAUGAAGAAGAUGAUUAAGAUGAUGAUUUAAGUGAUUAAGAUGAUAUUAGUGAAGCUUAAUAAUAAAUUGAAUAAUUCUUAAGUCCUAUAGUAAAGGAAGAUGAAUACUCAGAAUUCAAAAGCACUCUAUUUGCUAUUAAAUAACAGUAUUAUUAUCUUUUUUCAUUUUUUAGUUAUGCCUUCGGAAUAGAAUAACUUAAAUAAGAAUUAGAUGAUUAAAUUGUUGCUAAAUUAAAUGAACUCAUGUCUUAUGUUAGAAUUAGUACAAAUGAUGGAAAUUAAUUUUCUAGAAAAGUAUAUUUAUAAAAAUUAUCUCUAGUUAAUUAAAGCAUAAAGAAGAAAGAAGAAUAAUUGA
Messenger RNA from Paramecium sonneborni, 3285 nucleotides. The record is from the annotation of a GenBank genome assembly. Lineage: Eukaryota; Ciliophora; Oligohymenophorea; Peniculida; Parameciidae.